CGGGGAGCGGAGUCUGAGGAAGAGGCAGACAUGCUGUUGCCAUGGAGACAACAGGACCUCCAGCGUGUCUUACGGAAUGUUUUCAAGUUAUGGGCGUGGAUGGUGCUCUGUUCUGAUGUCCUUGUCCAGCACGGGGCCGAGGGCUGGACUUACCAUUAUUCUGAGAAGCCCAUGGACUGGGCUGAGGCUCGGAAGUUCUGCCAAGAGUACUACACGGACCUCGUGGCCAUCCAGAACAAGGAGGAGAUCGAGUACUUGAACGAGCGCCUGCCCCGACACAGUAACUACUACUGGAUCGGAAUCCGGAAGGUGGGGAAUGUCUGGAUGUGGGUGGGCACCAACAAGUCCCUCACACCGGAAGCCGAGAACUGGGGCCAGGGCGAACCCAAUGGCAGGACAUUGAAUGAGGAUUGCGUGGAGAUCUACAUCCAGAGGGAGAGGGACUCAGGCAAAUGGAAUGAUGACGGCUGUCACAAGAACAAGGUGGCCCUCUGCUACACAGGUGGCGUCUUGCCGGCGGGAUUAUGCAGCAGCCGCGGAGAAUGCGUGGAAGCCAUCAACAACUACACGUGCCACUGUGACUCCGGGUUCCACGGCCCCGAGUGUCAGUUUGUGGUGCAGUGCCAGGCCUUGGAGGCGCCGGAGCAAGGGAGUAUGACCUGUGUCCACCCCCUGGGCAGCUUCUACUUCCGCUCACACUGCACCUUCAACUGCUCCGAGGGGACCAGAGUCCUGGGGGCCACGGACACCACCUGCGGCCCCUGGGGGGAGUGGUCAUCGCAGCCGCCAACCUGUCGGGUCACUCAGUGCGAACCCCUAACGGCUCCGGAGCUGGGGUCCAUGGCCUGUAGCCACCCCCUGGCCGCCUUCAGCCCCACCUCGGCCUGCACCUUCACGUGCUCCGAGGGAAGCGAACUGAUCGGGGAGAACAGAACCGUCUGUGGAUCUUCCGGAGACUGGACGCACCCCAGUCCAAUCUGCCAAAUGACUUGCCAGCCGGGAUCAUGCAGCGGUCAUGGAACAUGUGUGGAAACCCUCAGCAAUGUCACGUGCCACUGUGAUCUGGGGUACCACGGCCCCCGAUGUCAGUUUGUCACUCAGUGCGAACCCCUAACGGCUCCGGAGCUGGGGUCCAUGGCCUGUAGCCACCCCCUGGCCGCCUUCAGCCCCACCUCGGCCUGCACCUUCACGUGCUCCGAGGGAAGCGAACUGAUCGGGGAGAACAGAACCGUCUGUGGAUCUUCCGGAGACUGGACGCACCCCAGUCCAAUCUGCCAAAAACUGGACAGAAGCUUCUCGCAGAUUAAGAACGGCGACUACAAGCCCCUCUUCAUCCCGCUGGGCGUGCUGGUCACUGCAUUUGUUGGCCUGGUGUUUAUCGUCUGGCUGGCAAAACGGCUCCGAAAAGGCCAAAAGUCUCGGCGAAGCGUGGACGUCCCGUACUAAGGCCAUGUCUGCGGGAGCAAGUCCAGCUCCGUCGCCUGAGCUGCUUCUCCAGGAAGACAAAGGAGUCCCGGUACCUCGAGGGUGGAGUUUCCGCAGGACCCCAG
Sorex araneus (European shrew) is the source of this 1550-nucleotide messenger RNA. It is a transcript of the gene SELL, whose product is annotated as selectin L. NCBI's taxonomy places the organism in Eukaryota, Metazoa, Chordata, Mammalia, Eulipotyphla, Soricidae. The coding region runs from base 31 to 1446 and encodes 471 amino acids. Gene Ontology annotation, biological process: response to cytokine; leukocyte tethering or rolling; heterophilic cell-cell adhesion. The record is from RefSeq and is a predicted model, not a curated record. The transcript is spliced from 11 exons. Gene Ontology annotation, molecular function: oligosaccharide binding; sialic acid binding. Gene Ontology annotation, cellular component: membrane; external side of plasma membrane.